AUGAUGCACACUCCAGCCUCCAUGGUGAUGGGGAUUGUCUUUGCCCCUUUGGGAUUGGUCCUGGUCUUCACGGCUGCCAUCACCCCUCAGUGGAGAGAGGGACAGGCACGUCUGAGCAUGACAGGGCCGGGGUCUCUUCUUCGGUCGAGCACUAAAGGUCAGGGCAUAGGGGUCAGGUCUGGGUCAGUGGAGGCGCUGCUCUUAGUGCGCUCUGACGGACUCUGGGAGAGCUGCCUGCAGGUGGAGCACUCGGAGCUGAAGCAGUGUUGGCCUGUAGCUGGUCCAUAUCAGAGAGACCCACGGGUUCGUCUGGCACAAGGCUUGGUGCUCACCUCCUUGUUCCUGUGCGGCACCGGUAUUGUUCUGGCUUGUAUUGGGGUUCGGUGCUGGACUGAUUUGCCCCUGAGAGGCGUCACAGCCUCGGGGGGACUCCUGGUGGUGACGGCCGGGCUGCUGAGCCUGACUGCGUUAGGGGUGUACACCCACAACCUCCGAAGACUCGGGACGGAUCCGAGUCAGAGGAUCAACAACCCCAGGUUCCCCCACCUCAGCUUGCAUCCGGCUGGCUCGCUCUACUUUGGGUGGCUGGGUUCCUGUUUACAGGUGCUGGGAGGCAGUGGUUUGCUAUUCAGCUUCAAACGACCGAGAUGCCCAACCUGCCCAUCCGGCCCAGAGCUGCCUGUGUGCCCGGCCUGCCGCUCAUGUCCAGAGAUUACCAACAAGACGGACAUGGAUGUAUAUGAAGUCAGCUGUUAG
Stegastes partitus (bicolor damselfish) is the source of this 756-nucleotide messenger RNA. It is a transcript of the gene cldn23l, whose product is annotated as claudin 23-like. The record is from RefSeq and is a predicted model, not a curated record. The coding region runs from base 1 to 756 and encodes 251 amino acids. The transcript has a single exon. Lineage: Eukaryota; Metazoa; Chordata; Actinopteri; Pomacentridae. Gene Ontology annotation, molecular function: structural molecule activity. Gene Ontology annotation, cellular component: membrane; bicellular tight junction.